AUGUCAGAUCAGGUUUUGGAUUACUGUUUUGGUGCCUAUAAACACACUGUUGACGCUGUCUGUAAUUCAGGCAAGAAUACCGUUGAUCUAGCCAAGGGACUUGUUAAAAAGACUAAAUCAUUAUAUGACAAGUCGUUGAAAGGUCUUUCAGAUGAGGAAUUGGCCAACUUAUACGAAGAUCCUGCUAUACACUCAGAGUCCACAUCGAACAUGUUCUCUAAGAUGGGGAACAGAGUGUGGGCUCAUCGGGGUUUACUCCUAGUAGGGGUAGGUUUGACAUCUGCGGGAUUGUUAUUGUAUUCGUCUACGCAUUACUUGAUGAAUGCUCUGCCAACUCAUUUGACGGAUGACAAUCAAGUACUACUUGUUCUAGGUGAUAUUAGAGACCCUGUGGUCAGAAACCAGGUUAAUGAGUUGUACAGAAGAAGGUUUAUCGUUUUCGUUUGUAAACGGAAAUUGAAAUAUGGUACUGGCGAACCAGAAGAUGAUUUCACCAUCGAUGACCUGACUUCUGAUGAUGGUGGGAUUUUCUACAUCGACGCUGAUAGCUCUGGGUUGGCUAGCUUUAUCCAAUACAUGAACGAUCAUUCAGAGAAACAAUUAAGAUCGAUCUUGUUCAUGCCAAAUCUUUCGUAUUACCCCUCAGGUAAUACUCUUUCCUCGAAACUAGUCACCAAUGAAGUGCAGGAGAAUAUUUUGAACUAUUACGGCGUCCUUGAGAAACUAAUACCCCAUUUUGCUGGGAAUGCCUUUAAGAAAUUGCAAUUAAUCUUCUUUAACCCAUCCCUUUCUAAGAAUUUACAACUCAAGCACCAUUCCGUAGAACAUUUAGUAUCGGGACUCAUCUCUACGUUCUAUGAGACCAUGAAAAUUGAAUACUCUCACCAGUGUGACGUUUACAUGUGCCAUAUUGGGAUCCUCGGAAUCGGAGGUAACGCUAGCACUUUCAAGUAUUUAUCCGUGAAAGGUUCAAACAUAUCGAAAUCGUUAUGCGAGCCCAUUUAUCAGUUGAUUUUGUCAAGAGACUACAUGUGGCUACGCUUGAAAAGAUGGCUAAGCGGUAGUAUCUUAUACUGUGGUAAAGGUAGUGCUUUGACAAGUUGGCUAGGGUAUCUAUGUCCACUAUGGUUACUUGAUUUGUUCUAA
This is a messenger RNA of Kluyveromyces lactis, 1146 nucleotides long. It is a transcript of the gene YSC83, whose product is annotated as Ysc83p. Bases 1 to 1146 code for a protein of 381 amino acids. The record is from RefSeq and is a predicted model, not a curated record. The transcript has a single exon. Lineage: Eukaryota; Fungi; Ascomycota; Saccharomycetes; Saccharomycetales; Saccharomycetaceae.